Molecule: messenger RNA, 2380 nt
Organism: Raphanus sativus (radish)
Lineage: Eukaryota; Viridiplantae; Streptophyta; Magnoliopsida; Brassicales; Brassicaceae
Product: DEAD-box ATP-dependent RNA helicase 14
Exons: 9
Coding region: 170-2113 (647 amino acids)
Cellular component (GO): cytoplasm; ribonucleoprotein complex; nucleus
Molecular function (GO): RNA binding; RNA helicase activity; protein binding
Source: RefSeq, a predicted model, not a curated record
CCUUCCUCUACUUUCUCUCUCUGUCUUCUCUACGCUUCUUCCUUCUCCUUUGUGGCGUAGAUUUAUAGAGAGAGAAAAGGGAAAAAAAGAAUCUCAAUCUCUCCAGUUCAGAGAAUUUGACCGAUUCCGCAUUCGUUUUCUCUUUCGCUGCACACGAAAUCAGCUAGAUAUGGCUGCUACCGCUCCUUCUGCAGUCCGUUAUGCACCUGAGGAUCAUUCUCUUCCAAAGCCAUGGAAGGGCCUUGUCGAUGACCGAACUGGCUACUUAUACUUUUGGAAUCCUGAGACUAACGUUACUCAAUAUGAGCGACCUACUUCCUCUCUACCCGUUCCUGCCGUUCAGGUUCCCCAACCCUCUUCCCUACCUAAUGGUAGUAGCUAUGCUCCUGCCAAGGAUGAUGCUAAGUACACUAGAGCCAGCGACGGUGGCCCUAGGCGCUCCAGGUUUAGUGAGAUUGAUGACAGGAGUGGAGCGCCGUAUUUGAAUGGUGCUGCUGCCAAUGGACUUGGCAACUCUGCAUAUGCUGCCUCUGCAGGAGGUCUUCCUCCUUCAUCAGCUCCAGUUAAUGAUAUUUCUCCUGGGGCCUAUUGCCGCCGUCAUGAAAUUACUGUCAGUGGGGGCCAAGUACCACCACCUCUAAUGUCCUUUGAAACUACUGGUUUUCCUCCUGAGCUUCUGCGUGAGGUACUCAGUGCAGGUUUCUCUGCUCCAACUCCAAUUCAAGCUCAGUCGUGGCCAAUUGCGAUGCAAGGUAGAGACAUUGUUGCCAUUGCUAAAACUGGCUCCGGAAAAACUUUGGGUUACUUAAUUCCUGGAUUUAUGCAUCUUCAACGCAUCCGGAAUGAUUCGCGAAUGGGCCCUACAAUCUUGGUACUGUCUCCAACCAGGGAGCUGGCCACACAAAUCCAAGACGAAGCUGUUAAAUUUGGGAGGUCCUCAAGAAUUUCGUGCACCUGCUUGUACGGUGGUGCACCGAAGGGCCCUCAGCUAAGGGAUUUGGAAAGAGGAGCUGAUAUCGUAGUUGCAACUCCUGGACGAUUGAAUGACAUCCUUGAGAUGAGGAGAAUUAGUCUGCGUCAAGUAUCUUAUCUUGUGCUAGAUGAGGCGGAUAGAAUGUUGGACAUGGGUUUCGAACCGCAAAUAAGGAAGAUUGUGAAAGAGAUUCCUACUAAGCGUCAAACCCUUAUGUACACAGCUACAUGGCCAAAGGGAGUCAGGAAGAUUGCAGCGGACUUGCUUGUUAACCCUGCCCAGGUCAACAUUGGUAACGUCGACGAGCUUGUGGCUAACAAGUCGAUCACACAGCACAUUGAAGUGGUAGCACCAAUGGAGAAACAGAGGAGGUUAGAGCAGAUAUUGCGGUCUCAGGAACCAGGCUCGAAGGUGAUAAUAUUCUGCUCAACCAAAAGGAUGUGCGACCAGCUAACUCGCAAUCUGACCCGCCAAUUUGGAGCUGCUGCCAUACAUGGAGACAAGUCACAGCCUGAGAGAGACAAUGUUCUUAAUCAAUUCCGCAGUGGAAGGACUCCGGUUCUUGUUGCAACUGAUGUUGCUGCUCGUGGCUUGGACGUUAAGGACAUCAGGGCGGUCAUAAACUAUGAUUUCCCCAAUGGAGUGGAAGACUAUGUUCAUAGAAUCGGAAGAACAGGAAGAGCUGGAGCGACUGGUGAGGCAUUCACAUUUUUCGGCGAUCAAGACUCGAAACAUGCUUCGGAUCUCAUCAAGAUCCUGGAAGGAGCAAACCAGCGAGUUCCCCCUCAGAUCCGUGAUAUGGCUGCACGUGGUGGUGGUGGAAUGAACAAAUUCAGUCGCUGGGGUCCUCCUUCCGGUGGUCGUGGUGGCGGCUCUGGUUACGGUGGCAGAGGUGGCGGCUCGGGUUAUGGUGGUAGAGGUAGCGAUUCUGGUUACGGUGGCAGAGGUAGCGACUCUGGUUAUGGUGGCAGAGGUAGCUUUGGUUCACGUGACAGUGGAAUGGGAAGUAGAAGCAGCAAUGGAUGGGGAAGAGAUCGUGAAAGGAGUCGUAGCCCGGAGAGAUUCAACAGAGCUCCACCACCGUCUUCUACUGGAUCUCCUCCUCGCAGCUUCCAUGAAACCAUGAUGAAACACCGAUGAAAGGGAAGAACAAGCUCCUGCCCCCAAUUGCAGAAGAAGUGGAAGGAUGGGUUAAGUAUUUCUACAUUUUGACAUUUAUAUAUAUAUUUUUGGCCGGUGAAGAACGUACGUGAAAAGCAGGAGACACUCUAAGCCCUCAUUAAAAAACUACAAAUGCAUGUUUUCUUUAUAUAUGUUUUUUUGUAUUUCUUUAUACUCAAAAGACCUGUUGUUUAGAUAGGUAAAACUUUACAAUCUAGAUAUGAUAAUCGCUUCAUGUUUCCUUAA